GAUAUUUUAUUUCCUCCUUUUUAUUAUCUAAAGCAUAUUGAUCGGAUUCUAAAUGUGCCAACUUGAAGUAGAAAAUGUAUUCACUUUAAGUAAAAGAUCCAUUCAACAUUGAGAAGUUCUACUACUUCUGUUAGAAAACUUUGAUUAGUUUUACUUAACAUGAUUUCUUUUGGGAAGAGUAUUUGAUUAAGUUUCAGUCAAAGUUCUUAAUUCUUGUGCCAUGGAUAGGAAUUUUACGUACAAUGUUACGAGUAGUUUUGGUGAAAACGUUACAUUUAUUACAAGUUCAAAAUGGCCACUUUUAACUGAGCAGCCACCAACAUUCAAUGAAGCAUUUAUGACAAGGACUAUAAUAUUGAGUCUUUUGUUUUUAAUGGCCCUAAUUGGAAACACAGCAACCAUUAUCCAAAUGUAUAGAAUGCGGAAGAGAAGAUCAACGAUAAAUAUAUUAAUUGUCAACUUAGCAAUAGCUGAUUUGUUAAUUACAUUCUUUAUAAUGGGAGUUGAUGCCGUAUGGGCUUCAACAGUCCAGUGGUUAGCCGGAAACGUCAUGUGUAAAAUUAUAAAAUUUGGUACUGCUACAGGCUUACUUGCGUCCACAUAUAUUAUUGUUGUGAUCAGUUUGGACCGAUGUUGCGUGAUUAUGGACCCUAUAAGUCGUCACAAAGCUCCAAAACGAGUUAAAAUCAUGAUUGUUAUAUCUUGGAUACUCAGUGCCUUAUUUAGUUUACCUCAGGUUUUCAUAUUUAGUGUACUGAGAGGACCAUUUGAGGAAGAUUUCUAUCAAUGUGUUGAUAAGACAUUCCCUUACAAGCAAUAUCAGAAAAUGUACAACAUGUUUUCGUUGAUUACCCAGUUUAUGAUACCUCUAGGAAUUAUGGUCGUAUCGUAUGGUCUCAUAUUUUACACAAUAUCUAGAAAAUCUAAGGAAUUUAGAGAACCAGAACAUGCGUCAACGUCAUCAGAAUCAGCGAGAGGACAAGUAAGGAGCACGUUCAUGAGGAAAGCAAAACGAAAAGCUUUGCGAAUGUCUAUUUUUAUUGUAGCAACAUUCAUCGUUUGUUGGUUCCCAUACUAUGUUAUAUUUACAAGAAAAGCGUUCGGUCAUUCAGAGGAAACAUAUGACGCAACAUUAUUAACAGUUUUAACAACGAUUGGUCAGUCCAACGCAGUGUUGAAUCCUAUCAUAUAUGGAGCUUUCCAUUUGUGCAAGGUGCAUAAACCAAGGUUUAUGAAAAGAGACAAAUCACCAGGAACAUGCGAUAAAAUUCCCUUCAUUCGCCGUUACACGAGACAUGAGGACCACGAUGGGGCUAAUGGUACCAAUAUGACAAUAGUUGCGAUGAGACGAAAUACUGUUAUCAUGUGUAAAUGUAGUCAAACUCCAGCCUUGAUUAAACAAUCAAAGGUCCCAUGUAUCAUUAUUAUGUGUAAAUGUGAUGAAGGAACCAAACCAUUAACAGAAGAGGUUACUUCUUCUGGAGAUACAUAAUAAUACACGAUUGACAAUAAAUUAUGAAAGGAAUAAUGUUUUAGACUACGCAUUACGUUAAAAAAAUUUGCUCAUUUUGUCACACCUUAAAUAAAAUAAAUAUACUGUUAUAUUAAGAAAUGCUAACAUCCAGUUAUUGAUGCUGCUCUUGAUGAAUCGAGACAUAUCGACUCAAAUGAAAAUAAUACAAUUUUAAAAGAAGUGCUGCACUUACAUAUUAGAUAUGUAUAACGCACAAAUAAUAUGCGAUGUAAACCCUUCGGAUUUACGCCCAAAAAAACACAUUGCGACCAUACGUAAGUUAACCAUCUAUUUUGCAACAAAAAAUCAACUUCAUCCUACAGCCAGCGUUGUCUUUUGUAGACGACCGACUUUAACAACAAAGGCGCUCUGACUCCUGGGCUGGUGAUUCAAUCAGGCACUUAACGACCGCAAAUUAAAAGUUUCACAUAGCCGAUUCAAAGUCGAAGAUAUCAAGCGUAUAUUUUGAAUCCGCAUGUUUCCAACUCAUCAGUUUGGCAAGAUGCAGAACGGUAGGAGAGCUUAAUCAAAAAGGAAAUGGAAAAAACAUUGAACUAUGAAAAUCUGUGCCACAUGAUAGUUCAAUUAUUCACCAUUAAUAUUCCAAAAUAACUUACAAAACAUGACAAAUUGACGUUUCAGCCAGUAUGCUUUGGUCUAAACUGUUAAGAUAAUAUACAAUAGUACUUUACCGGUGUCAAACACGUUAUGUUUUUUGUUGUGCAACAUGCAAACAAAGAAAAAAUAAACUUAACUUUGGGUUGAUAUCGAAUGACUUUUCAAAAAGGAUGAAUAUUUACUCCAAUUCAAAACAAAGGAAAUUUACGAGAUACAAGCUGGUGAUUUAAACCCAAGUCAAAGAAAUACAGACAUAGCAACGGUUUAAAAUACGACGAAAAGACAAAAAGGUGAAUUCACAACUUAAGAUUGAUCAGCGCGAACAAAACCAAAAACUUGACUUAAGUUGUUUGUUUAUUGUACAUUACAGUUACGUUGCAGUUUUCCUUGUUCACGAGGUGGAUAAACCAAUCAUUUUACAUUUUCAUUCGAUCACUUUGUUCCUACUAGGCCUUAUUGAUUGAUGCUCACUGGGAAAGACAUUCGAAAGUAUUUGAAACAUAUAUUUUGUUACUUGUAUGUAUUGUUAAAUUGUUGUUAAGAUUUUAAA
This is a messenger RNA of Mytilus trossulus (common blue mussel), 2681 nucleotides long. Its product is annotated as gonadotropin-releasing hormone receptor-like. Lineage: Eukaryota; Metazoa; Mollusca; Bivalvia; Mytilida; Mytilidae. Gene Ontology annotation, biological process: cellular response to hormone stimulus; G protein-coupled receptor signaling pathway. The record is from RefSeq and is a predicted model, not a curated record. Gene Ontology annotation, cellular component: plasma membrane. Bases 221 to 1492 code for a protein of 423 amino acids. The transcript has 4 exons. Gene Ontology annotation, molecular function: peptide binding; G protein-coupled receptor activity.